AUGGAGAAGAUCAUCUUUUAUGAGGACAGAAACUUCGGGGGUCGAUUCCACGAGUGCGAUAAUGACUCCAGCGAGCUGCAUACUUACAUCACCCACUGCAACUCCAUCAAGGUGGAGGGGGGAUUCUGGGUUGUGUACGAGAGACCAAACUACAUGGGUUACCAAUAUGUGCUGAGCCCAGGACAGUAUCCAGACUACCAGUACUGGCUGGGCAUCAACGAAGCCGUCAGGUCUUGUCGUAUUAUUAGGCAUUUGGGGAAUUCAUGGAGGAUGAAGGUUUGGGAAAAGCCCAAUUUUGAGGGUGAGUCGAUGGAACUGGCAGACAACAUGCCCAACUUCCGUGAGCGCUGGCAGAACCGUGACGUCCACUCUUGCAAAGUGUUUGAAGGGGCCUGGAUCUUCUACGAGCACCCCAACUACAGGGGGCGCCAGUACCUGCUGGAGAAGGGUGAAUACAGACGCUAUUCUGCGUGGGGGGGCAUGCAGCCCAGUGUUGGAUCUAUCCGUCGGGUUAGGAAUUAG
Melanotaenia boesemani (Boeseman's rainbowfish) is the source of this 522-nucleotide messenger RNA. RefSeq names its product gamma-crystallin S-1-like. The record is from RefSeq and is a predicted model, not a curated record. Gene Ontology annotation, biological process: lens development in camera-type eye; visual perception. The coding region runs from base 1 to 522 and encodes 173 amino acids. Gene Ontology annotation, molecular function: structural constituent of eye lens. The transcript is spliced from 3 exons. NCBI's taxonomy places the organism in Eukaryota, Metazoa, Chordata, Actinopteri, Atheriniformes, Melanotaeniidae.